This is a messenger RNA of Zalophus californianus (California sea lion), 1542 nucleotides long. RefSeq names its product methionine sulfoxide reductase A (gene MSRA). The coding region runs from base 434 to 943 and encodes 169 amino acids. NCBI's taxonomy places the organism in Eukaryota, Metazoa, Chordata, Mammalia, Carnivora, Otariidae. The record is from RefSeq and is a predicted model, not a curated record. Gene Ontology annotation, cellular component: cytoplasm. Gene Ontology annotation, biological process: cellular response to oxidative stress. Gene Ontology annotation, molecular function: peptide-methionine (S)-S-oxide reductase activity. The transcript has 7 exons.
GCUUUUUAAGUCUCUUGGGCUAUUUGAAAGUGUUGGUACAUACAAUGACGUUUAGUCACCAGUAUUAAGGGAAAUAAAAGCCUUUUUCAAAAUGAAGCUUCCACAGUGUCCAUGCAUUUGGGAAAUACUGUAUUUGAUUUUUUGCAUGUAUGAUUAUACCAUGAGAGACAGGAUUAAUAUAGAAGAUGGCAAGGCAAAUUUCUAAUUAGAGAGAAUAUUAAUUUUCUACAAAAUAAAGUUUGUUCAUCAGUACAAACCUGCUUUCAAAUCAAAUCAGACAUCCUUCGGAAUGUGUUCAGAACCAAUGAGUGACAACACUGAAGACCAGAAAGGCAAGCUGAAGACACCAGACUUCGUUUGAAGGGCAAACAAGAAAUCCAAACAUCAUGUCAGUGGCAAUAGAACAGUUGAACCUUUCCCAGAGGGAACACAGAUGGCUGUAUUUGGAAUGGGCUGUUUCUGGGGAGCUGAGAGGAAAUUCUGGACCAUGAAAGGAGUAUAUUCAACUCAAGUUGGUUAUGCAGGAGGCUACACUCCCAAUCCUACUUAUAAAGAAGUCUGUUCAGGAAAAACUGGCCACGCAGAAGUAGUCCGAGUGGUAUACCAGCCAGAACGCAUCAGCUUUGAGGAACUGCUCAAGGUCUUCUGGGAGAAUCAUGACCCGACCCAAGGCAUGCGCCAAGGCAAUGACCAUGGCACUCAGUACCGCUCAGCCAUCUAUCCAACCUCUACUGAGCACAUGGAGGUGGCCCUGAGGUCGAAAGAAGACUACCAGAAGGUUCUUUCGGAGCACGGCUAUGGCCUGAUCACGACCGACAUCCGGGAGGGCCAAACCUUCUACUACGCGGAGGAGUACCACCAGCAGUACCUGAGCAAGAACCCCGACGGGUACUGCGGCCUCGGGGGCACCGGAGUGUCCUGUCCACUGGGUGUUAAAAAGUAAUUUCUCCCCAUGUGGUCAGCCCUUGAAGUCACAGCCAAAAUGCUUUCAACAAAUUGGGCAAUGCUUUUGUGGCUCAGGUCAGUGGCUUUUUAAAGUGCACAAAGCGCGAAGGCAUUCAGGAAAAUCUGGUUUAAUGAGAUCUGAUUACAUGAAGUGCAAUGGCAGGUUGAUAACAUGCAGUUUAUCUUCUACUGAGUUCCGGUGGGAGUGGAACUGUGACAUUGUUUGGAUCGCUUGGGGUCUGAUUGAGGAUCAUGAAUACGCUGUGCUCGGUCUUCUUGGGCCUGGGUGCCUGCCACGGAAGCUGGGGAAGGAAGCUGGGAGAUUGUCAGACAAGAUAAGGCAUUUGGACACGGGAACUGUGCCCUGUCCCACCUCGCAUGCCCUCCAGUGCCUUAAAAUCUGCAAACAUUUAUAGCCUCAAUGAAUCAUUCACUGCAAUAUUUUGCUCGACUGAGCCUAGAUGCACAGGGGGCUUUCUCUCUUUUUCAGCCCUCCUGGGGCAGGGAAAAGAUGCAAGUUAGCUCUAUGAAUUCUAAUGCUUUGCUUACAGCUAUGAGAAAUGCUUGUUCUAAUAAAAGUCUACAGUCUAAUACAAA